AACAUACUUGUGCACGUACACCUAUAGGCAUGCUGACAGCCUGACUCCCUUGUUUCCUUAGCACAAAUCGAAGCUCGGCAAAUGGCCAAAAUACAGCAGCAGUGCUACUGUGGAUCCAUUUAUUCUUCAUCUGCUCCUUGUUAACAUUAGUUGCAGUGCAGACGAGACGGACUGUUGGAAAACAAUAUCACCAAUACUUCAGCCUGGGUGUGGAUUCGAGGGUCACAAGUCUGGCCGUUUGCCUUGAGCGAUUGCGUUGAGUCAAUCACAGAUCAGGAUGAAAUUUGACGAGGUCUUGGAGAUCCUAGGCGGGUUCGGAAGGUACCAGUGGUACGCCUUUUUCUUCCUGAACCUCGUCAACUACUUGGGGGCGUUCACCACCCUGCAGCACGCAUUCUACGCCGGCGAGAGCGACCACUGGUGCAAGACGUUCAGCCCUAACUGCACCGCGUUUGGGCUGAACACGCCGGAGGAGUGCACGGAGGCCGUGAAGCGAGUCAGCAUUCCGCCCGCCGAAAACUACCCAGAGAAAGACCCGUACUACUACGACAACUGCCGCCAGUGGGACCUGCCCGAGGAGCUGGAAUUCAACCCUUACAUCAACCGCACCGACUACAAUGCCUCCAAAGUGGCCUGCAAAAACGGAUGGGAAUUCAACACAAGCCAGUUUGAAACGACCAUUAUCAUGGACUGGAACCUUGUUUGUGAGGAUGGGGGCGCGACAAACAUCAUGACGUCAGUCUUCUUCGGCGGCUUCAUGGCCGGCUCUUUCCUUUUUGGUGUCAUAUCUGAUUGGUGGGGGCGUAAAAGAGCGCUGAUGCUGGCAGUGGUGGUGUGGUUUCUAGGCGUCCUGGCCACGCCCUUCACAAGCGCCACCUGGCAUUACUACAUUGUGCGAUUUAUCACUGGAACGGGGCAGCUGGGUCGCUGGAUCCCUGCAUACGUUCUGGUAAAUGAGUUUGUAUCUGCCAAAUGGCGCAUUGUGGCCGGGGUUUUCAUAGGAGUUUCGUACUCAUUGGGAUAUAUGACAGUCGCCCUCGUUGCCAUGGGGAUAAGACAGUGGCGAGUACUGGCGUUCAUACCCAUCAUUCCAGUUUUCCUCAGCGUGUUCUUGGUGCUAGGUCUGUCCGAGUCCGUCCGAUGGCUCUUGUCCAAGGGCCGAGUGCAGGAGGCCGAGGAGGUCAUCAGGAAGGUGGGCAAGUGGAACAAAAAGACCCUGCCGGAGAAGAUCUUUGACGAGAAGGAGAUCGAAAACUAUAAGGAAUCGUCAAAAGGACACUUGCCCUCGUUCAUUGAUCUGUACCGAACCCCCAACCUGUGUUUCAGAACCCUCAUCUUGCAGUUCAACUGGAUGACGAAUAGCAUGGUGUACUACGGCCUGGCCUUCAGCACGCAGUCCUUGGGCUUCGACCAGUACUGGACCUUCUUCCUCUUCGGGGCAGUCGAGAUCCCCGCCCUGAUCUACGCCACCGUCGGUGUGCGAGUCUUCGGCCGCAAGAUGAACAUGAUCAUCCUGGAGCUGAUAGGGGGCGCCGCCUGCCUAGCCACGAUCUUCAUAGAGAAUGCAGUUGCGAGAACGGUUGUAGCCAUGGUGGGGAAAUUCUGUAUAACGGCCACAUUCAACAUCGUCUAUCUCUGGACAGGUGAGCUCUGCCCUACACCAGUCCGGACCGUUGCGAUAGGGCUGUGCUCCGUGACCGCCCGGGUGGGCAGCAUCGUUGCCCCGCUCAUCCUGAACUUGGCCAAGAACGAGAACAUCACCGACGACCUUCACCUGAUCGUCUUCGGCACAGUGGCGUUGACAGCGGGCCUGCUCCUCAUCCCACUGCCGGAAACCAAAGGCGAGAAGCUCCCGGAGACUAUGAGAGAUGGGGAGGAGUUUGGCAAGUUUAACUUUAUGAAGAAAUGGGCAUGGGGUCGCAACCGCUAUCAUGACACUGAUUCGUUAGUCGAGGAGGUAGACAUGGACGUGAACCGGCAAGACGUUCUUAACCCUGCCUUCGUACCUGACACUGAUGACUACGCUUGCAUCGCCCAACCUCCCCCACCUUACGAGACCGUGAACGAGAAAUCCUGCCAAUUCCCGGAGAAACCCAGGCAGAAGAAAGCCGAGGGGGAGAACGGCUCCAUGCCCGGGCCAGGGAUAUCAGGCAACGCCGCUUUGGAAGGAUCGUCACCGGAGACGCCAGGCAGAAUGGACGAUUCGAUAGAGGACCCGAGGGAAAUUGACAAGGGAUCACUGCCUGAGGAAGAACCCGUGCUGAUCGUGGUCGACAAACCAGUUGAAGAAGAGGGUGAUAAUGGGGCUGGGACUGAUUGUGAUGACGGUAACAAUUCUACCAAAAGUGGUAAUGAUAUUUCGGGCCACGAUAGCAAUGAUGGUGAUAAAAUUAGUAGCAGUGGUGACGGUAGUUCAAGUGGUGGAAGUGUUGACAAGGCUUGUGACAGAAGUGAAAAGGCUGAUGAUGGAGGUAAAGGGGCUUCUGAUCGUGGCAAUGAUGAUGGUAGUGAUGAGGCUAUUGACGAAGGUGAUCAAACUGAAGGGAGCAAAGAUCGCUCACACGGCGGUGAGAAGGUAAACACCAAUGGUGAUAAAAACAGCAGUGACGGUGGUGAGAUGGGUCAUGAUGGUGACGGUGUUAAGGCUCGUGAUGAAGGUGAUAAUGUGGAAAGCAAAGGUUACUAAGACAGUAGUGAGAGGGUAGACUCGAGUGAGAAAGAUAAUGAUGACGGUGAUAAGGCUACCAACUCUCUUAGUGAUUCAGAUAACCAUUAAUUAAUGUGAUGUUUGAGAUACAGUUAGUAAAGGGUUAGUAAAAAAUCUACUACAUUUCUCUACUUACCAAAUUACAUUAAACAAGAAAGAUCAAGCAAAACCCUCUGAGCAGCCACGCCCACAAAGUAAGACUUCUCAGUCGGGCAAGGCUUGAUCCCAUAAAUGCCUUUAAGAAAAAUUCCAGUUUUUUGUUCCUUUGGACCACAAGUGGUUAAACAGUGAGUUCUGACGUUUGAAUUGCCUGGGGUAUUAGAUGCACAGUGAAAGAGUUGCAUUGUGGUGGGAUGAAGGAUGGUGAGACCUGAGGUUUUUUGGGGGAGGUGAAAGGUACUAGAAGGUAUACAAGAAAAUAAUAGUUCAGUAGCGAUGCUUGAGGAUGUGAUAUUAUUGCCCGGGAAAGUAUUAUUACAUUGUUUAUUUAAGGCUUCUGUGCUGUUUAAAAAGAAGUAUACAAAGUAAUUUAUUAAAGUAAAGGUCACUGGAUAAAUUGAAUUCUAAGUCACUGCGCACCUUUGUUCCGAGGCAUAAUAACGAAUGACGAAACACCUAUUUCGCCCGAAUGGAUUAGUAUUUCGCCCAGGUGGAGUACUUUUUUAACGGGGUAUACUAUCCUUUAAACAAUAAUUAUAUUACUGCCAUGCAUAUUCACGUAAGGCUUCUUAUAUAUAUUAUAUGCACCUAAAACUAUCCAGUCAUUUGUCACGUCAAUAAUAUACAGACUGAGACAGAGAAAUAUCAUUCUUAGCUCCUUUUGGAUAUGCCAAAUGUUAUAUAAGUGUCUUUAUUUUUUCAUAAUCAGCCGUAUUAAUGUCUUGAGAAAGUAUUGUACAUGAAAAUGUAAUAUUCGACAAACUGAGGAAAUUUAAGGUUCAUUUAACUGUGAAUCUGGGUUAUUCAUGGAGAGUAAUUCAUUAAAAAUCCUGUAAUCUAUUGUUUGUGAAGGCAUAGUUUAGAUUUAAGUUAUCAAGCAAUUAUUUCAGUCACCAACGUCGUAGAUUUUGCUUUUUGUGCUGAAUAAGAUAUCAUAUAUUGUGUCAUGUAACACCGAUGGGCAUUGAAAUACUUACCAGUGGCAGUUUUUCUUGACUUUUUCUGUCACACGAGCUCUGUAUUAUUUUCCUGGCCAAUUUCGGAAAAUCCGCUGUUUAAGUUGUAAACUAAAACUUCAAUUUGGAGUGGAUCUGAAAACAACUCACAACCUAGUUUCAUUUUCGCAAUAAUACAAGCAUUCGUUUUGCAUCCUUCAAAUAAAUAAAUAAAUGUGUAUUACGUUUCAUUUAAGAGGUUA
Molecule: messenger RNA, 4064 nt
Organism: Acanthaster planci (crown-of-thorns starfish)
Lineage: Eukaryota; Metazoa; Echinodermata; Asteroidea; Valvatida; Acanthasteridae
Product: solute carrier family 22 member 13-like
Biological process (GO): transmembrane transport
Cellular component (GO): membrane
Molecular function (GO): transmembrane transporter activity
Source: RefSeq, a predicted model, not a curated record